AUGCAGCGCAGACCUUCAGCUAAUCCGUGUCAAACAGUCACCUACUCCCGGACACCUCUCCCCCGGACGGCCUUAUACAGCUAUCCGGGAUCCGGCAACACCUGGCUGAGACACCUGAUCCAACAGGCAACAGGUAUCGCCACUGGCAGUGUAUACCGUGAUUAUGCCUUAAAACUGUACGGGUUUCCUGGGGAGGGAGUCGCCAAUACGUCUGUGAUAGCCGUAAAAACCCAUGAAUGGGGACCUCAGGAACGAGCAAAGUUUGACAGGUGCGUGUUGAUUAUCCGGGAACCUUACGGCGCCCUCCUGGCCGAGUUCAACCGACGCCAUGCCGGCCAUCGCGGCCACGCUACCUCCAGCAAUUUUGGCAGGGCCUGGCGUGAAUUCGUUUACGCCCGUUCACGUGACUGGCAGAAAAUGAACUUUGAUUGGCUGCAGUUUGAUGGCCCGUUGCACGUGAUUCGCUACGAGAAUCUCAUGACGGACCUUUUAGCGGAAAUGCGCAAACUUCUGACAUUCCUUGGCACGCGCGUGAGUAACAGGGACUUCUCGUGCAUGAUGAAGAAUUCCGAAGGGCUUUUUCACCGGACAGACGCCGGAGGAUAUGCGAAGGAUCACUACGACAACAAAAUGGUGCACUUAAUUGAUUCGAUUUGGACCAACAUGACGGAAUAUCUCAACUCAAGAUUUAUAAACAGAUGAUGGAAUUACACCACUUAAAUAUUCAUCAAUUUCUCAUCAAGAUUCAUUCAUUAUUCUAGAUCAUCAGAAAAACAUCCCUCAGAGAACACCUAGAUGGACAGAACCUUUUGAAACGUUCUCUGUCGCUGUUUUGGAGAGUCGGAGAAAGUCAAUGAUUCAUUGCACAGAAAUAUGGAGAGCUGGUAUUAUCAUACCUUUAUUCCAAGGAU
Messenger RNA from Liolophura sinensis, 911 nucleotides. RefSeq names its product WSCD family member AAEL009094-like. The transcript has 3 exons. The coding region runs from base 1 to 702 and encodes 233 amino acids. Lineage: Eukaryota; Metazoa; Mollusca; Polyplacophora; Chitonida; Chitonidae. The record is from RefSeq and is a predicted model, not a curated record.